This is a messenger RNA of Closterium sp. NIES-67, 363 nucleotides long. NCBI's taxonomy places the organism in Eukaryota, Viridiplantae, Streptophyta, Zygnematophyceae, Desmidiales, Closteriaceae. The record is from the annotation of a GenBank genome assembly.
AGGGAAUGAGAGAGAGAGAGAGAGAGAGAGAGAGAGAGAGAGAGAGAGAGAGAGAGAGAGAGAGAGAGAGAGAGAGAAAGAGAGGGGAAAAGAUAGGAGAGAGAGAGAGAGAAAGAGAGAGAGAGAGACAGAGAGAUAGAGAGAGAAAGAGAGAGAGAGAGAGAUUGAGAGAAAGAGAGAGAAAUGAGAGAGAAGAGAGAGAGAGAGAGAGAGAGAGAGAGAGAGAGAGAGAGAGAGAGAGAGAGAGAGAGAGGGAGAGAGAGAGAGAGAGAGAGAGAGAGAGAGAGAGAGAGAGAGAGAGAGAGAGAGAGAGAGAGAGAGAGAGAGAGAGGUGAGCUUACUUCCCUGAGCUCACUUCCUUGA